This is a messenger RNA of Eimeria tenella, 330 nucleotides long. RefSeq lists its product as uncharacterized. The coding region runs from base 1 to 330 and encodes 109 amino acids. The transcript has a single exon. NCBI's taxonomy places the organism in Eukaryota, Apicomplexa, Conoidasida, Eucoccidiorida, Eimeriidae. The record is from RefSeq and is a predicted model, not a curated record.
AUGGCGAAAAAAGUCAAAAAAAGCCGGAAAAACGGCGUUUUUGAGGGGAAAAAAGCGGAAAAGAGCAGCGGGAUAAGUGGAGAACAAAAGGCGGAGAGGGGAGAGAAAAAAGGGGAAAAAGAGGCGCAAAAAGAGACCUGGAGAGGAUUUUUGUCGGCCAUUAAGGCGAUAAUGUCGAAGGCGUGCUGCACUAUGCGAAUGGCCUGCAGCUUCUUGCCGGAGUUGCGGCCGUGCAUCAUGAGGGAGUUGACCAGGCGCUCGACCAGGGGGCACUGCGCCUUCCGGAAGCGCUUUUUCUGGUACCUGAGAGCCCCGAAAGGCAAAUUUUAA